Messenger RNA from Cuscuta campestris, 1178 nucleotides. The record is from the annotation of a GenBank genome assembly. Lineage: Eukaryota; Viridiplantae; Streptophyta; Magnoliopsida; Solanales; Convolvulaceae.
GAAGGGAUUCAGUUUCCUAUAUUCAUGUCUGCGAUUUUCAUAGAUAUGAAUUUGCUUAUGUGUGGCGAUUUGAAUUUUAAUGGAGGCCGUCGAAUUUUUACACCUAAUUGCUCAUUUACAGUAAUUCAAAUUGCUCUAAUCUUUGUAUGGAUUCAGUUUGCCGCUGGGUGAUGUGGGGAAUUGUUUAUCGUGCUCAAAUGAAGCCCCUUAUUGUUCUUAUUCUAACAGAAAGGGAUUGAAGAACUAUGCAUUGCACAAAAGUUCUUUGAUAGAGUUCGCAGGCAGCAUGGCAGUGGGAUGUCCGAUCGGUGUGGAUGUAAAGACACCCGUGUUCAGUCCAAGUGAGAGAAUGACCGGUAUGACCGAAGCCAUAUUCGGUGCGAGUGUGGUUACCAUUGCAGCUGUAGCCGUGGUUGGUCCAAUAACCGAUGUGACUGGAGCGGACCCCAUAGUCGCACUCGAUCCGAAAGGAAUGUUGAUCGGAGUGGUCUGCCCAACAGAGCCACUCAAUCCAGCCGAAACGUUCACAACUGGAGUCUUGGAACUACUCUCGUUUCCUGUACGGCUGGACGGCCGCUCCAUGGCGGUCGCAGCCUGCGUCUGCAGGCUGUGGUGCACCAUCUCCCGCAACGACUCGUUGUGGGAGAACUUGUGCUUCCGCCGCUUGUCUCCGCCGCCCGACGGCGUCAGGGCGGUGGUCAGGGCGCUCGGUGGCUACCGCCGCCUCUACAUGGUCUGCGUCCGGCCGGUGCUGAGCCGGCUCGGGCGGCGGCAGCGGCAGCGGCGGGCGUGGACGACCCGCAAUGAGGUGGAGCUUUCUCUGUCGCUGUUCUGUGUUGACUACUACGAGAGGGUACUGUUGCUCGGCGAGAACGACGGUGGCUCGCCGGCGGCGCCGUCGUCGUCGCUCACUUUCCUCUGCAAAGAGGUCAACGUUUGAUUUUGUCGUCGUUGUGUUCGAAAUCGUAAACGACGUCGUCCGUCAUGAAUAACCCGCGACGGUAUUUCUUAUUCACGCCGUCCGAUAAUGUUUCGAGUAUCAUAUCCUAUUUUGUAGCAAUUCUUUGAAUUUCAGAUAUAAUGAUUGUACUUAAAAAAAUUAAAAUUAUUUUGAUCAGAUUUAGGAUGAAUUCAUUUCUUCAUGCCAAUUAUAUCGAUCAUAAAAUUUACAUUAGGAU